Heterobasidion irregulare TC 32-1 is the source of this 2625-nucleotide messenger RNA. RefSeq lists its product as uncharacterized. Bases 1 to 2547 code for a protein of 848 amino acids. The record is from RefSeq and is a predicted model, not a curated record. Gene Ontology annotation, cellular component: cytoplasm. The transcript has 4 exons. Lineage: Eukaryota; Fungi; Basidiomycota; Agaricomycetes; Russulales; Bondarzewiaceae. Gene Ontology annotation, molecular function: protein binding.
AUGUCGCGCCUUCCACAGCCCUCGUCCCCAAAACCACAGUCAAGAACACAAAGGAGCCCUUCAAUAUCGCACCUCGCGCCGCCGUCGCCCGCCACCUCCCGCCUGCGUUCUCCUUCUCCCACCACGUUCCCCACCUCGCGCCUCUCCCCAACCACGACAUCCUCCACAACCGCCUCCCCGGCGCGCCUCCGCACCAAGUCGACGCCGAAACCGGUGACGCGCAAGCCCGCCGUGGUCGAAGCGCCGCCGCUGCCCAAAGCCACCCCGCUGAGCAUCCGCGAGGCGAUCGCGCUCAAGCGCUCCGAGGCCAAGAAAGCCAUGACCGCCAGCGGGGGCGCGUCGCCCAUCGUGCGCGCUGCGGCUGGCCUUGAUGACGCGCUUUUUGCGCAGGAGGAUCCCAACCUCGACAUGGGGCGCCGCUCGGUGCGCGAGACGAUCGAGCGCGCGCGGAGCACAGGUCCCGCAAAGCUCGCGCUCGUCCCCGACGAGCCACCCCUUCCGGAGAACCCCAAGCGGCGGGGCGAGUCCGAAUCGGGCGCCCCUUCGUGGUUCGAGCAGCAGGACCUUUCCGUAUUGAAAGCCUGGAACAACGAAAUCGUCGAGCUGCAGCCGGAAAUAUCUUUGUUCGGUUCCCUGCAGAACGUUGACUUGCGCAACAACCGCCUGACCACCCUGCCUGACACCUUCCCGGACCUGACGUCUCUCACGGUGCUCGACCUGUCGCGCAACAAGAUCACACAUUUCCCCACUAAUUUUUUUGCGCUGCCCGCGCUCAUAUCGCUCAAUAUAUCGCACAACGCGCUUGUUUCGCUGCCGUUCAACACGCCUUUUUCUCACGGCGUCGCUCCCCCCUCGCGUUUGCGUUCGACCGACCUCUUCGCGACGGCGAUCGUCCGUGCCGAUCAACCUCUGCCUCGCCUGACGACUCUCGACGCCUCACACAACAAGAUCGCCGCCUCGUCCAUCGACAUCGACCACCUCCCCCAAGCUCUCGCCACGCUCGAUCUGUCAGAGAACCCUCUCGCGAGCGGCUCGGGCUCGGCGGUCGCCGCGCUCCUCUCCGCGCUCUCCACGCUUCCCAAGCUCGAAACUCUGCGCCUGAAGAAAGCUGAUCUCGAUGACCGCGCGUUCCCCUCCUCGCUCUUUCCCUCCGCAGACGUUUUUGAGAAGCUGACACUGCUCGACAUGGAGGAGACGCACGUGACAAAGGUCGCGGUCGCCAAGGCCUUCUCCGUCCUGUCCUCCCGCGAGUGCGACUUUGACGGCAUCGUCGCCACCGCCGCGGACGAGGACGACGUGGGGCCCCCGCCGCGAUCUGUCUCUGCCUCGAUCAUCAAGAUCAUUGUGGGGAAAAAGGUCGUCCGCGAAGCAUGGGAGAUCGAGGCCGAUCGACGCGCCAAACUUCGCAGCAGGCGCAGUGCCGGGAACUUGCGCUCUGCAGCGUCCGAGGAUGCCCAGCUCUCGUCCCUGGCGACUCCGCCGCCGCCUCCUCUCCCCACGACGACGCCGUCAACUUUGCGUGCGGCGCCUGCGAGAAAACUCGUCGAGCCGAAGCGUGAGGUGGCCAAGGAACAGUGGGAGAUCGAGGCCGAACAGGGCCUGCUGACUGAGGGCGGCCGGCGGCGCGCCAGGGCCCUCGCAGCAGCAGCUGCGCAGCAACAGCCAGCGUCUUCCCAAGAGGGAAGCCCCGCAUCUGACUCGGGCAACCCGGGCGGCCUGCUGCUCAAGAGCAAGUACUACGAUGCGCGCACGCAAACACUCGCGCUGCCCGCCCUCGCGCCCCCGAGCCGGCGGGCGGGCCACAAGCACGGGUUCUCCCUCGCGUCGAACGCAUUCUCCGGCAGCGCGGAGAGCGCGGACGUGGCAAUACCGAGUGCGACGCUGCCUCUGUCGUUCAUCGUCGCGCAGCCGUUCGCAGACACGCUACGGGUGCUGGCGCUCAAGGGGCGGCGGGCAGACUCGAGCUUCGUGUUGCCGAGCGAGGGCGGCGCGCGCGGGCCUUUUCUGGCGCGGCUAGAGGAGCUCUGUCUGGAAGGUUGCGGGCUGGGAGACGAAGUGGCGGUGGCGGCGGCGGGCGCGAGCGUAGGGGGCGAAGAGAAGAGGCGUGAGGAUGUGCUGGGGCUCGUCGCGCGGUUGUUCCCGAGCCUGCGGAUGCUGGACCUGUCGUACAACGACCUGGUGGGGGACACGCUGCGCGCGGAGACACUCGCACGGCUGCUGUCGUCCGCGCCUGGAGAGGGGCGGGCGGGGCUGCGGCAGCUGAGGCUACGCGGGAACCGGAUCGCGCGGCUGGACGGGUUCGUCGAGGUAGCGCGGACGCUGUUCGGUGCGGGCAAGAGCGGCGAGGGUGCGGGCGGCAGGUGGGUGCUGGAAGAGCUGGACGUGCGAGAUAACGCGGUGGAGGGGCUGGCGGGGGAGCUGGGGCUCCUGCCGCUGGAGGUAUUUUUGGUGGAGGGCAACGCGUUCCGGGUGCCGCCUCGGCGGAUCUGGGAGAGGGAAGGAACGAAAGGACUGCUGGCGUGGUUGAGGGCACGGGUGGUGGGAUGACUCGGAUAUGUUUUUGUGGAGAGAGUGAAUGCGAUGUUUAGUUAUUGUUUUACACGGACGAUGUGGUGUGCAACCGGG